AUGUAUUUACCGAGCUGUUCCUAUCCGUCACAGUCGGACUUUGGCUCCAUCACUUCACCGUUUCCUCCUCUUCCUCCUCCUCUUCCUCCGUGGACAUGGACUCUCCACCCGGUCAACCAUCCCAUCACCUCUGGAGCUCUUUACGCACAGCCGUUCUCCGGAGACGCGCGGAGUUUCCCCGGUGGUUACGCAGCGUUCAGUCCGGACUCACAGCUCCUGAUCCCGGCUGCUGCAGAGAGGAGGAGCAGAGUCCUGCCGGAGGGCUUCGACCAGCUCCUCCAGUCUGCAGCAGCAGCAGCAGAAGAUGAUGGAGAUGGAGUGGAUGCAAGAGUGCAGAUUAUUACAGCUGGCUGCAGCCGACAGCAGAGAGAGACGAACCGGAGCUGUGACACCGGGUCAGAGUCUCCUCAGGCUGGGAAAGAGGACGAGGAGGAUGCGCCUUCAUCCAGGAGCAGUGGAGGAGACUCCAGAAAGGCCCGUGCAGAGCCCAGUGUGAGGAGGACGAAGCGCUGUCCUUACUCCAAGCAGCAGAUCAGAGAGCUGGAGAGAGAGUUUCUACUCAACAUUUACAUCAACAAAGACAGACGUAUGAAGCUGUCCCGCCUUCUGCGCCUGACAGAUCGACAGGUGAAAAUCUGGUUCCAGAACAGAAGAAUGAAAGAGAAGAAACUGAAAAGCAAGACACUGCUGUUCCACCACAACCACCACCAUCACCACGCAGGAUAUCACCUGUUCUGAAGUAAGAGACAGUCUUUCCUUUAACGUCACAGCACUGUAUCGUUCAGACCGUGCAUACGCAGGUUAACAGUAAAAACAAUGUGUUGUCCUGCCAUCGAAGGAGAACUGGAAGGCUCAGCUUUAGGCCUGAUUCUCUGUUGAAUAUUCUGCCUGGCUCCUGAUUAUUUUAUUGACUUUUCAUGAAGAAAACCUUCCUGCUGCUCCUCAUUUAAACCUGACGUCCCUCUGGAGUAAAGUGGCUUAUUGUAAAGAAAUGAACUUUCUGUCUGCCUUUAUGUCCGAUAAAUACUGAGGACAUAAUACAGGGAAACAUCUACUACAGAUGCUCUUUAUAUGCUCGUCUGUGGAGCCUCGUGUUUUUGGACUUCACAUCUCAUUCAUGUUUGUUGUGUGUGUUUUGGUGUUGACUUGCACUGUUGACACUCUAAUGAUAUGUCUGUAAAUUAGAUAUGUCCUAUCUAUCUGUAUUGCUGUCCUGAUUUUUGAUAAAUCCUCAUGUAAAUAUGUUUAUAAUUAGGAUGAAUCAGAAUUUUUUUUGCAUUUCAGAUUUCAUUUAGGAUGUGAAAAAUGAAAGAAUGCAGAUAUCACACUCAUAAAAUAAAUCGUAGACAUAUCAGUACUCUCUCAUGCCAAGUUUUAUCAGAAAAAUCUGCAUUUCCUAAUGUGAGACA
This is a messenger RNA of Sebastes umbrosus (honeycomb rockfish), 1409 nucleotides long. RefSeq names its product homeobox protein Hox-D11a-like. Lineage: Eukaryota; Metazoa; Chordata; Actinopteri; Perciformes; Sebastidae. Gene Ontology annotation, cellular component: nucleus. Bases 1 to 738 code for a protein of 245 amino acids. The transcript is spliced from 3 exons. Gene Ontology annotation, molecular function: RNA polymerase II cis-regulatory region sequence-specific DNA binding; DNA-binding transcription factor activity, RNA polymerase II-specific. The record is from RefSeq and is a predicted model, not a curated record. Gene Ontology annotation, biological process: anatomical structure development; regulation of transcription by RNA polymerase II.